CCAGCAGGUCGGGAUUCUUUACAUUCCGUCGCCUCACCUAUGAAGCGAGAAACUCGGCGAGGGCGGGAACUCGAAGCACUUGAAGAAAUUAUUAGAGUGGAAUUUUGAUCCGCCCUCUCCUCUGUACCCCCUCUCUCUCUCUCUCCCCCAUGCCCCCAAAUCCCCAAGAUCGACGAAACCCUAGCCCUAGAUCAACACCAGAUCCAGAGGAGGAAGGAGGAGGAAGAAUGUGGGAGAGGAGGCGGGCUCCGACCUCUCCGAAUCCAGCCCCCUCGACUUCCCAGAUCAUCCCCCGAUCAAAUCAAGAAUCCACAUCGAACAACAACAGAAAGAAGAAGAAGCCGACGGCCAAUUUCGCGGGCAUCUGGACGCGAGAAGACGAGAUCAAGAUCCUGGAAGGCAUCAUCGAGCACAAGAAGAAGAACGGCGGCGAGAUUCCCAAGGCCACCCCCUCGAUCCGAACCCUGCUUUCCGCCAUUGCCCCGUCCAUAAGCUUCGCGGCCACCGUUCGCCAGCUGCAGGACAAGAUCCGGCAUUUGAAGGCGGGUUACGACAAAGCUUCGGAUUCCAAGAAACCUCAGGCUACGGGUCACAAGGAAAUUGUUUAUCGACUUUGUGAUAGGAUUUGGCCAGCGAGUCCUGCGACCAAGGAGGAGGGCGAGGGGCAUAGUUUUUAUGAUUCUGAUGAUUAUCCUGAGUUGAGGAUUGCAGUGGAGAGGCGAGCUGGGUACCUGAUAUUUGAGGAGAUCGUCGAGUCUCUGAACAAAGAUGAGGCAGAAUCUUUCAAUGCGAGGUUUUUGAAGCUGAGGGAGGAUGAGAAGGAGCUCUGGAAGGAAAUUCACGAGCGUCUCCUAUGACGAUGAUGGAUUCAGUGUAUAAAGGAUGUAAAUGGAGAAACUGAGUAGGUGUUCAUUUCUGUUGGUGGCUUGUGGUAUCCUUGAACUCUUUCUCAAGGUUCCCUUAGUCAGGAAUUUGAUUUCGACACAGAGAUAUUGAUGUGAAGCUAAUACUGAUCUUGUACAAGUGUAAAUAUGAAACCUUGAUUCUGAGUUGUGCUCCAAAUUUGACCUACUUUGGUGGAAAUCGAUCGACCUGGAUGAUGAUGAUGUCAUUUCAUUACGGACAUCAUAAUGUUGAUCUAUUACCAGCCUCAUGAACUGUUGUAUCUUGAGAUAUAUGUACAUGACUUGUCUUUGCAUGCAGCUCAAAUCAGUUCUGAAAUCA
Messenger RNA from Asparagus officinalis (garden asparagus), 1224 nucleotides. Its product is annotated as probable transcription factor At1g61730. The record is from RefSeq and is a predicted model, not a curated record. Gene Ontology annotation, biological process: regulation of DNA-templated transcription. The transcript is spliced from 2 exons. Lineage: Eukaryota; Viridiplantae; Streptophyta; Magnoliopsida; Asparagales; Asparagaceae. Gene Ontology annotation, cellular component: nucleus. Bases 150 to 857 code for a protein of 235 amino acids.